Molecule: messenger RNA, 3263 nt
Organism: Nannospalax galili (Upper Galilee mountains blind mole rat)
Lineage: Eukaryota; Metazoa; Chordata; Mammalia; Rodentia; Spalacidae
Gene: Ngfr
Product: nerve growth factor receptor
Exons: 6
Coding region: 129-1415 (428 amino acids)
Biological process (GO): Rho protein signal transduction
Cellular component (GO): cell surface; plasma membrane
Molecular function (GO): death receptor activity; coreceptor activity; nerve growth factor binding
Source: RefSeq, a predicted model, not a curated record
AGAGCGAGCGGAGCCUCAGCCAGCUCCAGCCGGCGGCGGGAGCUGGAGCGCAGCGCAUCUCAGCGCAGCUUCAUCCGUCCGCAGAGCCGACUGAGCUGGAAGCAGAGCGCUGUUGCUAGAGGCAGGCUAUGGGGGCAGGUGCUGCGGGCCGCGCCAUGGACCGGCCGCUCCUGCUUCUGCAGCUGCUGCUCCUAGGGGUGUCCCUCGGAGGUGCCAAGGAGACAUGUCCCACAGGCCUGUACACCCACAGUGGAGAGUGCUGCAAAGCCUGCAACUUGGGGGAGGGUGUGGCCCAGCCCUGUGGAGCCAACCAGACUGUGUGCGAGCCCUGCCUGGACAGUGUGACUUUCUCUGAUGUGGUGAGCGCCACCGAGCCCUGCAAACCGUGCACGGAGUGCUUGGGCCUGCAGAGCAUGUCGGCGCCUUGCGUGGAGGCCGACGAUGCGGUGUGCCGCUGCGCCUACGGCUACUACCAGGACGAGGAGACCGGCCGCUGCGAGGCAUGCAGUGUGUGCGAAGUAGGCUCGGGGCUCGUGCUCUCCUGCCAGGACAAGCAGAACACUGUUUGCGAGGAGUGCCCCGAGGGCACAUACUCGGAUGAGGCCAACCACGUGGACCCGUGCCUGCCCUGCACGGUAUGCGAGGACACAGAGCGCCAGCUGCGCGAGUGCACACCCCGGGCUGAUGCCGAGUGCGAGGAGAUCCCUGGCCGAUGGAUCACAAGGUCUCCACCCCCAGAGGGCUCUGACAGCACAGUCCCCAGCACUCAGGAGCCUGAGGCACCUCCAGAGCAAGACAUUGUAGCCAGCACAGUGGCAGAUAUGGUGACCACUGUAAUGGGCAGCUCCCAGCCUGUAGUGACCCGAGGCACCACCGACAACCUCAUUCCCGUCUAUUGCUCCAUCUUGGCCGCUGUGGUAGUGGGCCUUGUGGCCUACAUUGCCUUCAAGAGGUGGAACAGCUGCAAGCAAAACAAGCAGGGGGCCAAUAGCCGCCCGGUGAACCAGACACCCCCACCUGAGGGAGAGAAACUCCACAGUGACAGUGGCAUCUCUGUGGACAGCCAGAGCCUCCAUGACCAGCAGCCGCACACGCAGACCACCUCAGGCCAAGCCCUCAAAGGUGAUGGCAACCUCUAUAGUAGCUUGCCCCCAACCAAGCGUGAGGAGGUAGAGAAGCUGCUCAAUGGCUCUGCAGGGGACACCUGGCGGCAUCUGGCAGGCGAGUUGGGCUACCAGCCUGAGCAUAUAGACUCCUUCACCCAUGAGGCCUGCCCAGUUCAUGCCCUGCUGGACAGCUGGUUUGCCCAGGACAGCGCGACACUCGAUGCUCUUUUGGCUGCUCUGCGCCGUAUCCAGAGAGCUGACAUUGUGGAAAGCCUGUGCAGCGAGUCCACAGCCACAUCCCCUGUGUGAGCCUACCGAUCUGGAGCCCCUGUCCUGCCCCACAUUCCAACGACUGAUGCUCUAGCCAGCCCCCAUGGAGCUGUUCCCUUGGGGUGGCCCAGCAGUCAGAGCUGAGUUCCUCUGUGCAGGGCCUCCAAGCCCAGAUCUCCAAACCACAGCCCUGUCGCUGCUCCUGAGGGGCCCCUUGCUUCUGACCACACUCCCUCUCCAAUGAGAGACAGGACCUCCCACCCCUGCCCUGCCCUAUCACCAUCUCAGGCCUUCCCUACCUUUCCCACACCAUAGCUGGUGUCAUAUCUGGGGGUUGACACCAGGGAUGGUAGCAGGGGCAAAGGCCCAGAGACUCAGGCGGUACUGAAGAAUCAGAGCCAUGGACUCUACACUGUGAACUGGGGAACAGGGAGCAUCGUGGUAGUCUAGCCUCUCCUCAGGCCCCUCCCUACUCCCCUCUGGCCAAAGAUGAAGAGAAUCACAGGCCUAUCUGAGCUGGAAGCCAAUUUGAAACCCAGUCUACAACCCUCUCUUACACACAAGAUAGUGAGGCCCAGAGAGAGGCAGAGACUGGCCUAAGCCAUCUGGCAACAAGGAGAUCAAAUGUAGGCUGACACCCUCCUUUCUGAAUGUAAACAUUAGGGUUGCUUGAUGGCAAGGAUGGGGUGAAUUUCAGGGAAAUGUCUGGAAGCCAGGUCUGCCCUAUCUUCCAUCACUUGCAGGCCCCUGCCCAGCUGCUGUGGAGACGACCUGGUCUAUUGGCCCAUCCUGAUGAAGUUAGGUUUGGGGAAUGGGGAGUUGCCUCUGUCUGCCUCUGUCAGGCUUGUCCACAUGAUAUUUGUGAAGUGAUGUAUCUGUCAGUGCCCUCAUUCUUGGCAUAGACCUGGAGCCAACACUGGCCCUUAGAAUCAACCCUAGGGAUCAGGGACUAAAGACUCCUAUCCCACCACACACAUACAUACACACCCCACAUGAGGAAACAUCUUGCUUUCCUUCCAUGUCUUCCUCUUUGGGGGCUGAGACUGGAUCCUGCCGCUAGGGUUGCUGCCAAAGAGGUAUCAGAGGAAGCUGAGCUUCAUGGGGCUGUCUUCCUCGCCCCCGGGCUUGGCAAGCCAAGAACUGCUGAGGCCUGAGAUGGCGUCUGUCUUCCAAGGGCCUGUGCGUGGAGGAAUGCUCCCACUCCUCCUCUUCCCAAAGCCCUGGAUUUGGCUGCACCCAGGAGGCUGAAAUGAAGAAAAACAGACAGCAAGAAAGAACUGGACUGUGGCCGGUGGUGGGUCUCUACCAAGUUCUCUACAAAGGACUGAUUUCCUGAGCGCCACCAGAAAGGGGCAUGAGGUCUCAGUGGCAUUUUUUACCCCCUCCCUGGCCUGUUCUGUUUUGCUUGCUAUUGGAAUGAGUGCGGCUUUCCCUCUAUUUAGCAUGAAGGUGCCCCAGGCAGGGUAUGCACGAACUGACCAGCACCCCUCCCCACCCAGGGUCCUCCAAACCCUGUAUAAGCGACCAGGAGCAUUGUAAGCAGGUAGCAUUUUGUGGAUCUCAAUCUGCAAUGAGGAGAGGAACCCCACCUGCUGGCCCUUCCCUGGGGCAUCUGGGGAGCAGGACAGUCUGUGUGUAUUUUCCUCCACAGCAGUUGGGGAAAGGGAGGGAGCUGCAAGUAUGGUUUAGCAUGUGUUUGGUUCUGGGCCCCCUCCUGCCUCCCUUUGGGCCGAGAUGAGAACUUUUUUGGCCCUUUAACUGGGGGCUGUGAGUUCCAGACCCCCCCAAUCACCCUCCCUGUCACCUCCCCUUGCAUCCUGUGUAAUCAUUUCUUGGGCCCUCCUGAAACCUACACAUAAAACAUAAGUGAUGAACAUUAAAUAGCAA